Molecule: messenger RNA, 728 nt
Organism: Achroia grisella
Lineage: Eukaryota; Metazoa; Arthropoda; Insecta; Lepidoptera; Pyralidae
Product: THAP domain-containing protein 2-like
Exons: 3
Coding region: 161-664 (167 amino acids)
Source: RefSeq, a predicted model, not a curated record
AACAGAAAUCAUUUGUUUCAUUUACAGUUAUUUUUAAUUUUUAUGAAAAUAGCAAUAAAUAUUUUUUCCAUAAUUGAAAUAUAAGUUACUUAUUAUUUUAAUGGAUUUGACUUAAGAAUCACGGAUUUUUGUUUUAAUAUCUAGAUAUAUCAAGAAUAAGAUGGUUAGCUGUGCAAUCUCUAAUUGUAAAAACAGUUCUGCGAAAAUAUCGAAAAAUAAGGACGGAAUCACAUUCCAUAGAUUCCCGAGAGACAAAGAGAGACGCCAACAAUGGGAAGUGGCAGUCAACAGAGAGCAGGAAUGGUCAUCUACCACAUCUAGUGCAGUUUGUUCGGAACAUUUUGAAGCUAACGAUUUCUACUUGACUGAGAGUGGUUUGCGUAGACUCACAGUAGAUGCUGUGCCUUCUAUAAAUAUUUCUCCCUGCCAGGAACCUGAACCCACAAUAUCAAAACUACAACCUGUAGACAUCACACCAACAGACACAGAGGAAAUCAUAGAAUUAAAAUACAAAGUGCGAAGAUUAGAAAUGAUAGCCGAAAGUCGGAAGCGCCGGUUGAACCUCAUGUGGCAACGGAAAAGGAGGCUCCGGAAGAAAGUUGAACGCAUGAAAUGUUUGAUCAAACAUUUGAUCAAGAAUAAAAGAGUCAUGGAAAAAAGCUGAGGAGACUACGGCCAAUAGAAUACCUUUUAAAAUACUAUAUGUCAUUGAAAUCUUUAAGAAACGU